Molecule: messenger RNA, 2611 nt
Organism: Mytilus californianus (California mussel)
Lineage: Eukaryota; Metazoa; Mollusca; Bivalvia; Mytilida; Mytilidae
Product: cationic amino acid transporter 4-like
Exons: 4
Coding region: 120-2048 (642 amino acids)
Biological process (GO): transmembrane transport; amino acid transport
Cellular component (GO): plasma membrane
Molecular function (GO): amino acid transmembrane transporter activity
Source: RefSeq, a predicted model, not a curated record
AUAACAAUAAUAUGCAUGCGUUUACGUGGCGGGUAUACAGUAUGGUUUCUUUCGAAAUUGUUGUUUAUUGACUUGGUGCAGAAUUCCGCUGAGGUCAGUACCUUCGAGAAGGAGAAACAAUGUCGUCAAGGGCAAAAGAGUGUUUACAUGGCAUGGUAAAGGCUAUGACGCGCAAGAAAAAAAUCACGGAUGAUAUGUAUGAGACGCCAUUAAAACGAUGCCUUACCACGUUUGAUCUCACGUUACUUGGAAUUGGUCACAUGAUAGGUGCUGGUGUCUAUGUUUUAACUGGAACCGUUGUCAAGAAUUUAGCUGGACCGUCUGCCAUUUUGUCCUACCUCUUUGCGGGAUUUGUUGCUUUGUUAGCCGCUCUUUGUUAUUCGGAAUUUGGCGCCAGAGUACCAAAAGCAGGGUCGGCUUACACGUACACGUUUGUCGCUAUUGGAGAACUUAUGGGUUUCAUUAUUGGAUGGAAUAUUAUUCUAGAACAUUUACUAGGGGCAUCAUCUGUUGCCCGAGCCUGGAGUGGUGCAAUCGAUUCUUUAUUUAAUGGUGCUAUCAGAAAUGGUACUAUAGAACAUAUUGGACACUUAGGAAAAGACUCCAAGUGGAUCUCUGACUAUCCCGAUUUUAUCGCAUUCGUAAUAUCAAUAAUCAUUUUUAUUGUAAUAGCAACUGGAGCAAAGUUUUCAAUGAACUUUAAUAACGUUUUUACUUUGAUCAACGCAAUUGUUAUAAUAUUUGUCAUUUGCGCGGGAUUUUACUUCGCUGAUCUUGCAAACUGGACCGAUCCAAGUAGGGGUGGAUUCUUUCCUCAUGGUUUUGGAGGAACAUUAUCUGGUGCAGCUACAUGUUUCUUUGCAUACGUAGGAUUUGAAGGAAUUGCAGUUGCUGGGGAAGAAGCUAAGAAACCCGAGAAGUCUAUCCCAUUCGGCACUUUUCUUGCUUUAUCUAUCGUAUCCCUGCUGUAUGUGUUAGUAACAAUUUCAUUAACCCUUAUGGUACCGUACUAUGAAGUAUCGACUACAGCAGCAUUCCCGAUGGCAUUUGCAACACGUGGAGCUCAUUGGAUAAAAGUCAUUGUUGCAUUUGGUACUUUGUUUGGACUUACAACUUCACUGUUAGGAUCUGCUUUCUCCGUCACAAGAGCAAUUUAUGCAAUGGCUUCAGAUGGUUUGUUGUUUUCGGUUUUAGGCUAUGUUCAUCCAAGAACACAGACCCCCGUCGUGGGAAUUGCAGUUUUUGGAUUGAUAUCAGCUUUUAUGUCAUUGUUAUUUGAAAUGGAAACACUUGUAGAAUUUAUGUCGAUUGGAACACUUUCUGCGUACACAAUCGUCGCUGCGGCUGUAAUAAUCGUUCGUUACCAGUCUAUUGAAGACUGUCAGUUUAAAUUAAAACCGGAAGAGGAAGAUUUAGAUACAGCAGCUUCCGGUGUAAAUGAAGAAAGUGCAAUAAUUAAAAAAUCCAAAAGUCAUGACGAUUUUGGAAAGUUGAAAGAAAAACUACGUCAUCUUCCAAUACUUAAAACAGUACCAGCAGGAAGGGCUGCUCUCUAUGCCACUUAUUCCAUCAUUGUUUUUAUAAUAUCUUUCUGUUUUGUUUUGAUAGUAGGAUUUGAUUAUCUGAGAGAUGGUGCUUGGUGGGCUAUACUUUUAGAGAUACUGUUUGCAGCUGGUAUGGUUAUAUGCUAUCUAAUCAUGAUUGCACAUGAGAAAAAUGAUGCGUUUAUAACAUUUCAGAUGCCAUUUGUUCCCGUAAUACCAUGCUUAAGCAUGUUCUGUAAUGUUUGCUUGAUGAUGACAUUGAACCAUCUGACGUGGAUUCGACUUGCCAUUUGGAUAGCUAUAGGUUUAUUGCUGUAUUUCUGCUAUGGUAUGUGGCACAGUCACGAGCGAAAUCAACCGGAAGUCUAUGAUCAGAUGAUAAAUUAUACAGGCGAUGCAGAACUGACUACUUCAAUGCAAAGAUUAGAGGAAGACAUACGCGAGCAACAACCAAAACGUAAUACAGAAGAAGCUUACGUCCAAGAUUCAUAUGGAUCUAUGUAAAGAUAUCAUUUCAGAAUCUCAAGCAUUGUACAAGAUUCAUAUGGAUGUAUGUAAAGCUACCUUUUCAAAAUCUAAGGUAUUGUUGGUAAUCUUACAUACAAGAUUGAUGUGGAUCUAUUUUAAGCCACCUUUUCAGAAUCUUAAGCUUUGUUGGUAAUUGUUUCGUUAACGAUUUAUAUGGAUCUAUGUAAAGCCACUAUUUCAAAAUCUAAGGCAUUGUUGAUUAUCUUACAUACAAGAUUGAUAUGGAUCUACUUAAAUCCACCUUUUCAGAAUCUUAAGCUUUGUUGGUAAUGUUUCGUAAACGAUUUAUAUGGAUCUAUGUAAAGCCACCAUUUCAGAAUCUAAAGCAUUGUGGGGAACAUUUUCAAACAUUUACAAUGUUCUAAUCAACCACAAGUCAUGUCUAGCAUCAAUUUCAUUUUGAUAUACGAAUAAUGAAAUUACCAAUUAUCCUUUAAAUUCUGCAACUGCAAAUACAAAAGAUGUGAUAAGAGUGAAUUGUACUGACAGUAGGGUCCUAGAUGUCCAUUACUUUUGUUAAUACCAAGAAAGUCAAAUGA